Messenger RNA from Trypanosoma conorhini, 390 nucleotides. RefSeq lists its product as uncharacterized. The record is from RefSeq and is a predicted model, not a curated record. The coding region runs from base 1 to 390 and encodes 129 amino acids. The transcript has a single exon. NCBI's taxonomy places the organism in Eukaryota, Euglenozoa, Kinetoplastea, Trypanosomatida, Trypanosomatidae.
AUGCUUGGCAAAAUCAAGACGUUCGUCUCGCGUCAGGCGGGACAAAAGGCAGGCAAUGCCCUCACCACCUCGUCUGGAGCCCCGCCCACACUCAAGGACGCCUUUAACCAGGCACUGCAGAUGACAAGUAAACUCUUUGAAGAGCGGGAGUGGCAGUGCCCCUGUGGGCAUAAGUUUCGCGCCUCGGGUGACUGGGUGGCUACGCUUCCCAUCUACUGCGAGGUCCCGUCAUGCCCGAACCCAAAGUACUACGUUGAUGGGCCGGGUCGCGCUCUUCUAGAGGCGAACCCGUCAGGAGUGAAACUGCAGGAGGUGAAGGAUGCCCCUUCCAUACCAUCCUCGUCCUCAACUCCAGGUGUUGCGUCACGCUUCAAUAAUCGAUCUAAAUAA